This is a messenger RNA of Quercus lobata, 483 nucleotides long. Its product is annotated as pathogenesis-related protein 1-like. The transcript has a single exon. Bases 1 to 483 code for a protein of 160 amino acids. NCBI's taxonomy places the organism in Eukaryota, Viridiplantae, Streptophyta, Magnoliopsida, Fagales, Fagaceae. The record is from RefSeq and is a predicted model, not a curated record. Gene Ontology annotation, cellular component: extracellular region.
AUGGGGUUGUGUAAGAUCUCACUAACUUUUGUUUUCCUCUUGAGCUUAACCAUAGUCCAUCUCACCCUUGCCCAAGACUCCAAAGAAGACUACCUUAAUGCCCACAAUGCAGCCCGUGCAGAUGUGGGAGUUCCACCUUUGAAUUGGGAUGACACCGUAGCAGCAUAUGCACAAAACUAUGCUAAUCAACGUAUUGGUGAUUGCAAUCUUGUGCACUCUGGUGGGCAAUAUGGUGAAAACAUUGCAUGGAGUAGCGGUGACCUCUCAGGCACAGAUGCAGUGAAAUUGUGGGUGAACGAGAAGGCUAACUACGACUACAACUCUAACUCUUGUGUUGGUGGGGAGUGCCUGCACUAUACUCAGGUGGUUUGGCGCAACUCAGUUCGUCUAGGAUGUGCUAAAGUGAGAUGCAACAAUGGAGGGACAUUCAUUGGUUGCAACUAUGAUCCUCCUGGCAACUACGUUGGCCAGAAACCUUACUAA